AAUUAUUUCCAAGCUCUGAUACAAAGUGUUGCAGCCCUAACACAAGCAUACUAGGUCAGACACGGUCCUAGCCUCAAGAAGUUGCUUGCAUCACCUAGAACGAUAUUGGAGGCAGCCUCUGUAUAUUAAACAGCCUAAUCUAAUUUCAAACAUACAAAGGAGGUAAAUCCUGGAUUAACCUGGCAGGACAAGGAGAGGAUCAGGAAGGGAAGGCCGAGUUAAUAGUGUGCAGUUUCUUCAACACAUCAGCAGUGGUUAGAGUUGGGGACAUCUUGUCGGUUUCUGAAAAGGGACUCUAUAGAAUAGGACUCUUGUUUAAUUCUGCAGAAUCAGGUGUGAUUUCAGGAAACAUCAAGGCUAUGCCGUUCAGACUUCUUUUCUAACACACACAUCUAAAUAGUGGGAGCAAAUCAAAGUGCUAGGUCAGCAAAAUAGAUUUGCUGAAAAAGAGACAGAAAAUAGGUCCAUUUGGCUUAGUGAGACACUAAGUGAGGAACUAAACCAGAAUUAUCUCGGAAAAAAGAAGAAAGAUCGGUGUGUGACUCAGCCAUGGAAGAAACCUAUCUGCUAAAUGUGGAAGGAGUCAAGAAAAAGAUUUUACAUGGAGGCUAUGGAGGUCUUCCAGAUUUCAAGGAUGGAAGCAAGGUAACAUUCCAUUUCCAGACACUGAAGGACAACUUUGAGCGAACAGUAAUAGAUGACAGCCGUCAGGCUGGCAUCCCCAUGGAGAUUAUUGUUGGGAAAAUGUUCAAAAUUGAGGUGUGGGAGACCCUGUUGACUUCCAUGCGGAUUGGUGAGGUGGCGGAAUUCUGGUGUGAUGCUGUUCAUACCGGGAUGUAUGCCUUAAUUUCCAAGGGCAUGAGGAAAAUUGCUGAAGGCAAAGACCCUCUGGAGGGUCAGAAGCACCGCUGUGGGAUGGGCAACAUGUUUGACUAUCACAGCACAGGUUAUGCGGACUUAGAUGAACUUCAGAGGACACCACAACCUCUCAUCUUUAUUAUGGAGCUAUUUAAAGUAGAGGAUCCCACUUCCUACAAACGGGACACAUGGGCCAUGAAUAAUGAUGAGAAACUGCUGGCAGUGCCAAAGUUGCACACUGAGGGUAACCGUUUAGUCCUGUCCAGAAAAUUCAAGGAAGCAGCAGAGAAAUACCAAGAAGCUGUCAUCUGUUUGCGUAAUGUCCAGGCCAAGGAGAAGCCAUGGGACGAAGACUGGCUGAAGCUAGAGAAUCUCAUCACACCUCUUGUACUCAACUAUUGCCAAUGUCAGCUGGAGCUGGGGGAGUAUUAUGAAGUGUUGGAACACACCACUGAUCUUCUCCAAAAGAACAACAAAAAUGUCAAGGCUUAUUUCAAACGGGCAAAGGCCCAUGCUGCAGUCUGGAAUGAAAAGGAGGCUCGAGCAGACUUUCUGAGGGUGGCCCACCUGGAUCCCUCUCUGGCUGCUGCUGUGAGAAAGGAGUUAAAGAUUUUGGGGGAGAAGAUGAGGCAGAAACACGUGGAAGAUCGUAAGAGGUACCAAGGUCUUUUCCAGCACCCUUCCCAAGGGGAAAGCGAGGAGACAAUGACCAAGGAGAGUGAAGAGCUCUCUGGGAUAAAUGAGCUGCCUGGCUAUGGCCACAAAGUAGAGAUGGGUGAAAAUAACAAAGAAGACGCCUUAAAGGCAAAUAGUGGGGGCCAAGGGACUGGAGCAAGGAAUCAAGAAACAGUGGAAGCAAACAAAGAAGAGGAAAAGAAAGGAUCUUCAGUGAAAGAGGAGGAAAAGGAGACAGAUGAUACUUUCCUUCAGAAAGAAAUGAACAUUGAAAUAGGAAUGAAAAAAACAGAAGAGCAAGAAGAAGGAAAAGUGCACAGUUAUUCGAAAGAUGAUUUAACAGAUGGUGAAACCUCUGAGAUCAAACAAUUAGGACCUGAGCAUUGCCAGGCAAAUGAAGAGGGAGAAAAUGUGGAAACUGAGGUGGAUCAAAGGGGACAGAUAGAUUUUGCAGCACUGAAGGGAGAGCAAGAAAGAAGAGCUGCCCAUGGAAUUGCUAAGGAAAAUGUGAGGGGAACUGCAGGAACUGCUGCAGACAGUACAGUUGUGGAAGGACAUUGUGAAGCUGAGAUGGGUUCUGAAGUAGUGAAUUCAACAAGAGAGAUGGAAAAUUGUGAUGUGAUGCAUGAAAGGGGAGAAAUCAAAGUUAGGGCCAGUUUUAAGACCCAGGACAAUGAAAACCUUGAAGAAGAGAAUAACAAGGAAGGUGCUAGAGGAGAGAAUUCAGAGGAAAACAGUGAAGGAGGAAACUUCUUUCAGGUUCAGGAAGAAGAGCCAAAGAGGGAAGCAGGGGUGUUGAUAGAGCUGAAUUUGAGGGAAGAGACAGGCUCUGAAAAGGAGAAUUGUGAAGGACCAAAAACCGUUCAUUUCGUUGCAGAGAAUGAUGAACAUGGAGAAAGCAUAGAGUUGGAAAAGACAGAAAGAGAAGCUGGGAGUCAUUCUGAGUCUAAAGAGGACAUACGUGGGCAUGAAGUAAGCCCAGGUCAGUGUGAAGCCAACACAGAAGAUAAUGUGAUCAUUGUUGGGGAUUGUGGGAAACAAGCAUUAGAAGAUAACUCUAACAUCAAAGCAGGAGAUUCCAGGGAAGAGAUGGAUGAUCAUGACAAAAUAGGUGAAGGUGGAAAGAAAGAGGCCAAAGUUGGCUCCAGUUCUGUGUCACAAAGAGAGACACAAGGUGGACAAGGAUGCUUUGAAGCAGAGAUUACCUUCAAGGCAGAGAAGUUGAAGAUGCAAGUGAUGGAGGGGAACUCUGUCACAGAACAGGCAGCCUUGCAAGUCACUUGGGAAGGGCCAGAGAAGAUAAAAGGGGAAAUGGAAAUGCAUAUGAAUGAAGAACCUUUCCAUGGGAAUGACAACAUGUUGCCAGUUAGCAGAGAAGGCAAAAAUGAAGAUCAAGAAUAGGGAUGGCUGGACCUGGAACAACAGAUGAAUGUUGCUGUCCUGAAACACACUGACAGAUGCAAAAAGACACCCAGUGAGGAGGGAAGCAAGGUGGGGAAAAGACUGUGCUACAGAGAAGUUGGCAACACCUACAAAAACCUCUGCAUGUGUUGGCUAGUGAUUUUUGUAAAAGUGUCCAGAGGCACCUCAGGGCAUCACUAAUACAGUGUGGGAGUAUGGACUGCACUAGGUGACACCCUAAGUUGGGGUGACACCACUGCUCCACAAACAGCUGCCUUUGGCCAGAAGUGGGCUGUGGUGUUCACCUGCAUCCCUUUAAGAUGCUGAAGAGAUGGCGUAAGUGGGGUGAGGCUCAGUGGUUGGAGAAAAGAGAGGCCCUACAUUUUAAAUAAAUU
This is a messenger RNA of Sceloporus undulatus (fence lizard), 3329 nucleotides long. RefSeq lists its product as uncharacterized. Gene Ontology annotation, molecular function: protein binding; peptidyl-prolyl cis-trans isomerase activity. The transcript is spliced from 6 exons. Bases 550 to 2934 code for a protein of 794 amino acids. The record is from RefSeq and is a predicted model, not a curated record. Lineage: Eukaryota; Metazoa; Chordata; Lepidosauria; Squamata; Phrynosomatidae.